CGUGAGGGCAGCAUGGAGCCAUGGCAUGCCUCAGAUGCCAGGAGGACUAUGCAAGCGUGCUUCCCAGUGGUCAUGCCCGCCUGGCAGGAGGCCCUGGGUGACAGGGUGGCCCACAGGCAGCGCCGCUACAGGUCCCGUCUGAGCCAGUGCUGCCUUGUUCAAGGUCUGGACAGGCCACUGUCGCCUUUUGCACGGGCUGCCUGGUUCUGUGCGAGGGUCACCCUUUGUCAUUAUGCGAUGUCGUCUCUCGGCACCUCCUUUGUGCAGAUCAAAUUCGAUGACUUGCAGUUUUUUGAAAACUGCGGCGGAGGAAGUUUUGGGAGUGUCUACCGAGCCAAAUGGAUCUCCCAGGACAAGGAGGUGGCGGUGAAGAAGCUGCUGAAGAUCGAGAAGGAGGCAGAAAUCCUCAGUGUCCUCAGCCACAGAAACAUCAUCCAGUUUUACGGAGUAAUUCUCGAGCCUCCCAACUAUGGCAUCGUCACAGAAUAUGCUUCUCUGGGGUCUCUCUAUGAUUACAUCAACAGCAACAAAAGUGAAGAGAUGGACAUGGAUCACAUCAUGACCUGGGCCACUGAUGUAGCCAAAGGAAUGCACUAUUUACACAUGGAGGCACCGGUCAAGGUGAUUCACAGAGACCUCAAGUCAAGAAACGUUGUGAUAGCCGCUGAUGGAGUACUAAAGAUCUGUGAUUUCGGUGCCUCCCGGUUCCAUAACCAUACAACACACAUGUCCUUGGUUGGAACUUUCCCCUGGAUGGCUCCAGAAGUUAUCCAGAGUCUCCCCGUGUCGGAAACUUGUGACACAUAUUCUUAUGGUGUGGUUCUCUGGGAGAUGCUAACAAGGGAGGUCCCCUUUAAAGGUUUGGAAGGAUUACAAGUAGCUUGGCUUGUAGUGGAAAAAAACGAGAGAUUAACCAUUCCCAGCAGUUGCCCCAGAAGUUUUGCUGAACUGUUACACCAGUGUUGGGAAGCUGAUGCCAAGAAACGGCCGUCGUUCAAGCAGAUCAUUGCCAUCCUGGAGUCCAUGCGCAAUGACACGAGCCUUCCUGACCAGUGCAACUCGUUCCUGCACAACAAGGCAGAGUGGAGGUGCGAAAUUGAGGCCACCCUGGAGAGGCUAAAGAAACUCGAGCGCGACCUCAGCUUUAAGGAGCAGGAACUUAAAGAACGAGAGAGACGUUUGAAGAUGUGGGAGCAGAAGCUGACGGAGCAGUCCAACACCCCGCUUCUCUUGCCUCUUGCUGCUGCAAGAAUGUCUGAGGAGUCUUACUUUGAGUCUAAAACAGAGGAGUCAAACAGUGCAGAGAUGUCCUGUCAGAUCACGGCCGCGAGUAACGGGGAGGGCCACGGCGUGAGCCCCAGCCUGCAGGCCAUGAUGCUCAUGGGCUUUGGGGAUAUCUUCUCCAUGAACAGAGCAGGAGCCGUGCUGCACUCGGGGAUGCAGAUAAACAUGCAGGCCAAGCAGAACUCCUCCAAAACCACAUCCAAGAGGAGGGGGAAGAAGGUCCACAUGGCCCUGGGGUUCAGUGAUUUUGACCUGUCAGAAGGUGACGAUGACGGUGAUGACGGUGAGGAGGAUGGCCUGGACAACAAUAGCGAAUGAAAGCAGAAAGCCAAGUGAGAAAAUCGAGACUGUCCAGAGACACGAGCGAAAGAGCAAGAAACUCGCUAUCUCAGUCUGUGCAGACCCCAGUGGAGGAGGCAGAAAACCCAGCACGCAUGUCUAGGCCAACACACUUAAAUGACAGUCGUUUCUUUAUCAGUUUCACUUUUGAUUUCUUGGCUUACAGAAAAAACGGGGCCGGGGGUGGGGUGGGGGGAAUUAAACCAGAGCGGUAUUUAUGAAUCAGCAAGUCGGUGCCUGAUUAUAGAAACCUGUGGUCCUCUACACUGCUGUUUUUAAACUGGUGACACUCUGCCUUUGUCCUUUCCAAGGAGAAGGUCAGUGUUUGUCAUUGACUUGGUUUCCUCCAUCCGGUUGGUUGGGAAAGCUAACAUUUGGGGCAAGCGCUCUUCACCCCUCACUGUCCCUGACACCGGAUCCUUCCCUAGCGUGUCUGUCUUUUCUUACGGCAACGCUCCCUAAGGCGUCAGCAAUGGCUGCGUGGCUUUCAGAUCCAGCCACUAGGAAACAGAGCUGAGAGAAGGGCAGAGCAAAAUGUCAUCCCAGGAACAGCUAAACGGCAAGAGUUUCCUGUAGCCCCCAGCACAGCCUCACGUGUUCUCAGUAGCCCACAUGCAGAAGUGCUCUGAUUUGAAACCAACCAGCAGAUGCCGCAGGCUUUGCCAGCUGUCCCAGCCAUGGCAUCGGGGACUCGGCCUGUCCGUGACAGGGACAGGGACCCCAGCAGGCCUGUGAGUGCUGCGUCCACGCCUGCCCUGCUGUCUCAGCCGGGGCUGGGUGUGGCUGGUUGUCUUUUCCACAGGCACGUAACCAUACUGGAUUCUAAAUGUACAUGCAGGUAUUUAAAUAGGAAAAUAAGCGUUAUAAAAGGAAGAGCGAAGGCAAGGUGUCCUUCCUUGGGCAGAACUGCUGGCUGAAGGGUUCUCUCUUUGCCAAGGCUGGCCUGCCCAGAGCCCUGCUCAGAGUAGGGAGGCCCUGAGAGAAACCAGUCCCAGGGCCGCUCUGUAAACCUCGCUGCCCCUUGGUGCACAGGACGUUAGCACGUGGUCCUCAUCAGCACCUGCUUAAGCGAUCAAACACUGUUUAAAUCAAAUCACAGGGGCCGUUGCUGUGGCUCACUUGGUUAAUCCUAUGCCCUGCAGCACCAGCAUCCCAUAUGGGCACCGGGUUCUAGUCCCAGUUACUCCUCUUCCAGUCCAGCUCUCUGCUGUGGCCCAGGAAGGCAGUGGAGGAUGGCCUAGGUGCUUGGGCCCUGUACCUGCAUGGGAGACCAGGAGGAAGCACCUGGCUCCUGGCUUUGGAUCGGCAUAGCUCCGGCCGUAGCAGCCAUUUGGGGGGUGAACCAGAGGAAAAAGGAAGACCUUUCUGUCUCUCUCUCUCACUAACUCUGUCAAAUAAAUAAAUAAGUAAAUAAAAAUUAAAUCACAAACACCUGUAAGUUAACAAAGACAAAAGAACAAAGACUUUUCCAAUCUAAAUUCAUUCAUGUGUUAAACUAAAAUGCUUCUGGUGGUUCUUUGUUUUUUUAUAAAGAUUGAUUUUAUGUAUUUGAAAAGUGGUGUUAGAGAGAGAGAGAUCUUCCAUCUGCUGGUUCACUCCCCAAAUAGCCACAAUGGCUAGGGCUGGGGCAGUCUGAAGCCAGGAACCAGGAGCUUCUUCCUGAUCUCCUACGUGGGUGCAGGGGCCCAAGCACUUAGGCCACCUUCCACUGCUUUCCCAGACACAUUAUCAGGGAGCUGGAUUGGAAGUGGAGCAGCCAGGACUUGAACCAGUGCCCAUAUGUUGGUGGUUCUUUCUAUGGAAGUUUUAAGACAGGAUACCAUCACAGAUGUUACCUGACGCUGUCUCUAAGUAUAUUUGAUCUUAAAAAUGUGCAGAGUUGCUGACUCUCACCCCAUUGAGAACUGAGAAUUACAGCUGAGUGACCAGCGUGCUGCGCGAGCUUAUCUGGAGAGAGGUAAACGGGUAGCAUGCCUUGGCUGUGAGCUGUAGAGCAGUCUUCACAGCCUUGUGACACAGACAGGACCCAGAGUCUGAUCAUGGCUCCAAGCCCUGGGUCCGGGUGUUUCACAGCCCUGGGCUAAUUGUCGAGUCCACGUUAUGCUCAUCUUGAACAUGUGACAAAUGAAAACCUACUUCUAAAGACUGUUGCGAGUAUUACAGGCAGGGGCAUGUAUGAGGCACUUCAUACAGUACCAGGCCCAUGGUAAGUGACCAGUAGACACUAACUUAACGUCAUUAACUGUGCCAGUGAAAAGACUCUGAAAAAUAAGCAGUGUCAGUAAUCUCAAUAUCAGUUUCAAGUGAUACUUGCUUAAUAGCAUGAAAUGAAAUUUUAAAUGGCUAGCUUUAAGGACAGAUAAAGAGAACAUUCUUAGAACGUGAGCUGUACAAACACAUUUGUUCUGUUGCUCUUGCAAAGCCAAGAGCCCUGGCCAGACUCACCUGGUCGGAGGCGUCUGCAGGCCAGUGCAGGUGCACCUUUCUGCUGGAAGCUGGGCUCCGCACACCCCCGCUCUGCCAUGCUUUCCCUGUCUCUGCACAGCAGAUGCAGGCCCACGCCCCGCAGGCAGGCAGCCUGGCCGUGCACAGACACGGAGGAACGCUCCCUGACUCUAGCAGAAAAUCUUGGAGUGGAGCAGAGGCAGGACUUGCCACUGUUGGCUGCCCAGCCUGCCCUGGGGCAGGAGGGCCCAGCAGCCGGAAGGAGACAGCCAAAGGCCUGGGGUGUACACGCCUCUUGCACUUCUUCCUGGCAGAGGUAAAGUCAUUUGUUCAGCGGAUACAGACUGAGCCCCUUCUCUGUGCCAGGUACUGCUCUAGGGACUGGCGCAAUGAAAGUCUUGGCGCUCAUGGACCUCAUGUGCUAGUGAAUGGUGAGCCGCAGUCAACAAAUGUCUCAUUCAACAUGCUAGGGAGAGUUAAAAAUGGGGAAAAGAAACAACACAGCAAGGGGGUCAGGCCCGUGUGAUCAGGAAAGGCCUCACGGACGGGGAAGCGGAGAGCUGCGAUGGUGAGUGGUGUCCACGAGCUACGGGAUCUGUGCACUUGAUGUGAAAACGUAAACCUUGCCACUUGUGUCAGAGUAGUCAGCAACACAUUCGCAACAUAGAAGCCUGAUGAAACUGGGCAAGGCAUUUUUUUUAACUCUACAUAGAAAUCCAUCUGCUCAAAAACAGUUUUGGUACAUUAGUAAAACAUCCAAAUAGGCCAACAGGACCAAAAGAGAAAAGCAACAGAACUCUGCCUACAGCCAGAUUGACCGGUAGUUUAGGCAGGGUUUCCCUCGCCUUGUAACUGCUGCCGUCUUCCGGAGGGGCCGUAGCUCAGGACUCAACCUUGCAGCAGCUGUGAGCUCAGAUACAGCAGAAUGGGCCUCAGGGAGGAGCUUAGAACCGAGCUGUGGGUCCUGACUAUGUAACAUAGGCUAUUCUACCUUGUAGUGGUCUGAAAAUGUUAAAAAGGCCCUGACAUCUGAGUCAUCCAAACAAAACUUUAUACUGCUCUCUGUGUAUAAAGAUUACUUAGAAGACUUUAGACUGUUUUCCUAGUUUUUAAAAAAACAAUUGGCCGUAUGCAGAAUUCUAAAAAUGAUGCUGUUUGUACAGCUUCCGAUUCACUUCUUAUCUGUUUGAAAUGGCAAACUUCCAUUGUUGGGUUUAGUUCCCAUUCCCCGACUUACACAAAACUGUACCUGUAGUAAGAGAAGAGUUAAAGAGAAAUGGCAGAAAUUGAGAGAUUGCAGAAUAAGAAUUGAAACCUUAAAUUGUGGUCAUGCCUGGGGGCGUCGUACACCUGCCAUCCCUCUUCACUUGCAAGGUUGCCCCUGUGCAGGGUUUGAUAAAAACCAGUUCUCAGCCGGGUAGUUCUGUUACCAGGGUUUGGGAGGGCUGGGGCACAUUUUUUGGUUGUCACCAAGACUGGGGCAGCAUUUAGUGCCAAAAAUUGACAACUUCCUGCGUGCCAUGGACAGUCCCAACCCCGUCCACCACACCCGCAGCACCGUCCCUUCUCCGUGGGGAAAGAGUUCCACAACAUGGCUCAAGUCAGAAGCUGGGUUUUCUUUAGAACUGCCACAAUACCCAUUGUGAAUUUUGUGCCGCUGUGGCUUUGUCUUAUAUCACCACUUACAGAAGUGGUUUCUUUCCCCCUGAAAAACGCUGGAGGAAGUGUCAUGAAACAGGGGAGACUCCUGCUAACUUCACAACAAAUACAAAAUAAGAAAACUCACUGAGGUCACUACAGUUCUGCAAAGUAGCAAGAGGACCUUCAAAGGCUCCUCUUUCCCAACAGUCAUGUUUUUAAAGCAGAAUCACAGUUUACCAGUGGGGAGAGCUUGUUCCUGAGGGCUGUUGGUGGCAGUUUGCAGCUGAGGUAUUCACACUUGAUGAGAGCUUCGGAGGUGAGGAAGGGGGUGGGGGAGAUCCAGGAAGACCCCUCAUCACCGGCCUCUGCCCGUCCCUUUGUGUCUCAGACUUGUCACUGGAGUGGUAAGCGCUUUGUCAAAGAGAACUUGGGAACUUGGGUUCUGAGUUAACUAUUCGUGCUCUCUUUGGAUUUUUGUUCGACUAGGCUUUCCAAACUAGCAGUCUCACCAUACCAAAUACAUGACAGAGCGUACUUUCUAUAAUCAGGCACCUUUUGCUGCUUGGGAGUAAGACUAUUUUCCUUUUCGACUUUAAGCACCGCCAGGGAGAGGCAUCUGCUGUAUCUUUUUGAUUGUAGCAUAGUCGGCUAGCUGUCGAUGCAGCAUCUCUGCGACGGGAAGUGAGUCCCGGGCUCUCUGGGCCUCCAGCCCGGCUGCCGCACACUCCCAGCCUCCUUUGCACUCUGUUGCCCAAGAGGAGCUUUCUGGCGUGUGGUUAUUUACUCCAAAACCAGAGUUUCAAGCGCCUACAUGAGUUAUUUUAUAUUGUGUGCAGAAUAGUUUUAUCUUUUAUUGUCAGAUAGGAUACACUGCACAAACCGCUUUUGCACUCUUAAAAAUUUUGUAUUAAAUAAUAGGAAAUAUUUAUAUCUUUUGAGUGUGAGCUUUGACUAGAUGGCAUUAUCACUUUAUUUUCUGUGUGCGCGCGUGCGUGUGUUUUAACAAAAGCUUGUUCUCAGUUACUCGAUUGCAAUGUUAUUCUGAGCAAGUCCUAGGCCACAUAUCCUGUAUCGUGUUUGUAUGGAAGAUUUAAGCUUUACUCUUAGGCGCUAAGACCGUUGAGUUACUGACUUCAUGGCUGGAAGUUGCUAAUUCCAGCACCAAGGCCACAAUGUAUUCAGAGAUCCAAGUCGGUGUCAUACAUUUCGUUUUGAUGUGAACUUCGCUUUGCUCUCCUUUGUUCUAAGACUCCAUUUUGCAAUAAACGUUUUGACAGUAAA
Molecule: messenger RNA, 6990 nt
Organism: Oryctolagus cuniculus (rabbit)
Lineage: Eukaryota; Metazoa; Chordata; Mammalia; Lagomorpha; Leporidae
Gene: MAP3K20
Product: mitogen-activated protein kinase kinase kinase 20
Biological process (GO): protein phosphorylation
Cellular component (GO): cytoplasm
Molecular function (GO): MAP kinase kinase kinase activity; ATP binding; protein binding
Source: RefSeq, a predicted model, not a curated record